AUGGAAAACAUAAUGCUGGAUGAAAAGAAGAAAAACAUCAAAAUAGUCGAUUUUGGCCUCAGCAACACUUUUAACCCCAAUGAGCUGAUGAAAACCCACUGUGGUUCCCUGGAGUACGCAGCACCAGAACUCUUCAGCCCAGCCGGAAAGUAUGGACCAGAAAUUGACAUCUGGAGCAUAGGAAUAGUACUGUAUGCAAUAGUGGUUGGUAAACUACCUUUCACCACACCUUACACAGACCAGUACCGUAGGGAGAAACUGCUUCAACAGAUAGAGAAAGGGCUGAUAGAGCAACACAACCGAGAGAUGGCUCAUAUAACCAGUGAUUGCAAAGACAUUCUAAAAAAGAUUCUAGAGCCAAACCCAGAUCUUCGCCUGUCCGUGGUGGAGAUAGAAAAGCACCCGUGGGUCACAUACAAUGAGAAGAUGCCUUUCUAUGCCUUCCACGCGUUUCCCCGGGACAAGGGUAUGAAAGCUAAGACCACGCCCCAGAGCGAGGACGAGUUAGAACAGGAGGUAAUGGAUGAGCUAUCGGACAUGCUGAGUAUGAAAAAGGACCAGGUGGAGAAGACAGUACAUGAGUGCAAGUGUGAUGACCUGUCAGCCAUGUUUAAUAUGAUCAUGGACACAAAACGAUGUGAAAAAGGUUUAUUUGAGAUUGAUUACACUACACAGCCUGAGAAAAAGCUCGAUACUAAAACAAAGAAACACAAGAGGAAGUCAAUGCAACAGAGAGCACUGGAGAAGGAAGGCGGGUCAUCACAUGGGGAACAUCAUGGAAAUGGCAAUGAGCUGUCGCCAAAAACUGGUCAGUCUGGAGAUGGAUCUGCCAACGACCACCACAAGGUCAGCGCCAGCUUCGACUUCAUGGCCCUGUGCAGCGCCCCCUCCUGGCUGGGACCGGAGAAGAAACGAGCAAAACCGAGGCGGUCACUACGCUACAACAGACUUAUGUCUCCUAAUCAAACAUCGGAUCCCAGCCACAGCAACGAUACCAUCAACUCCAUCCCAAAUCACCCGAGCAACCCUAACCUCCUGUCUCCGGGGCAACCCGGACAGAUGGCCUUCAACCGUCGUUCCUUCAGUCGUCGCAACUCUUCCCAGCGUAAAAAACGGUCAAGUUCUUAUGGACCGGGGAAUCGUCGCACAAACAGUCUAAAGGAUGUGCAGGGUUCCAGUAGCUCCCAGCCUAACAGUCCCACUACCCUGCUCAGUCCUUCUAUACGGAUAGACCCGCCUCGCCCCCUUCCUAUCCAGCGUCCCAAAGAUCUCAGUGUGAAGGGUUGCUAUCACCUUUCACCCUUCUCCCUUCAUGUCCCUGCCAACAAGAGUAAUUCCUACUCAAACAUCAAUGGACCUGUUUUGCAUACAACAGGAAAGUGUAGGAAUAACUCAGACAGUUCAAACCCAUGCUCCACCACCGAACUACUCAGCUGUGCGGGCUCCCUCGAAGCGCUCAUUGACCCCAGCCACACAGAUGACUCCUUGGAUGUCAUAGAUUCGGGGCAGAAAACAGCUGCUGAAGCCAAAUUAUCGUCCAAUGAUAACCUUGAGUCACUAACAGAGGAUGGGCUUGACUCUGUAGAGGCCCGUAUUGCAUUAGUAGACAUUAAGUCCAUCGUGAGACCCAAAGUGUCUGCAAAACAGGACAAGAAACAAUUAGUGAAUGUGACGUCAAAAGUUGGUAAUGUGUGUGAUUCGCGGACGAUAUUGUCAGCAAGCUCGGUGGAGCAUGUGGUACCCACAUCUAUGCAAUCAAGUGAAGAUAAGAAUCCACGGAUACGGUGUGCUCAGUGUUGUGAAUUUAAUGUGUCGGAUUGUAAUGAGGCCAGCAACAGUGAGGCGCAGCUGUUUACACUGGAUACAGAGAUAAACGAAGAUCAAGUGGAUAGUACCACAGAACUACUGGGCGCCACCAAAAUGGUGGACCUGCCCGAACCUUCAUCAAUGGACAUCACAGAUCGUGGAGUGGUGUGCUCUAAUAGGGAUCACAAGCAGGCGGUUAAUGGGAAGAACACAUUAUCUACAGGGGAGGUUCACAUGCCUCCUCCUAAGAACGGCCCAAGAGGCUUGCAUUAUCGACGUUCCAGUGAGUUCGCGAAUGCGCUAGAGUAUAGCCCUGACGUAGAGGCCUAUUUAGAGGAUGGGCGUACGAACAGCUCCAAUGUGUCAACUCGCUGCUCCAAUGUGUCGCUGUAUAAUCUCGUCAUGCCGAACACACCCACGCGACAAAUGUUUCAGAUGCCCCUCGCGCGCAUAGAAAGCUUCCAUAGUGAUGACUUUGAUGCAUUAGCAACGGACUUAGAUUUCACCCCUAAUGUGAAAUCGACGUCAAGCGCCACGACUCCUUCCAGCUCUGUAAAUACACCUACUAUGCCAUGUUUUGCCUAUAAACUUCAUCUCCAUAAGAAGAAAAAUGCCAAGUUAAAAGUGAAUAAAUUUAAAAAUUCAACUUCCAGUGGAAAAGAGAUGUGUGUGAAAGAGAUAGACUCAGGAGGAUUGUAUAACUCAUCCAUCACGGAAAAUGAGCUCAGGAUCGACCCUUCAUGUUCAGAGCCACUGCUCAGCUCAGGGAGUGACGGAGGGGUGGAGAGAGUCAUUGACGAGGUCGCAGAUAGACCCUCCUCUGUCAGCAAAGCCAAAAUCCAUCCUAUGGACAGAGAUGAGCAGGAUACGAGUGAAUUGAUAUUACGAGGUACAAAAAUCAACAACAAGUCCAUUCCAAAAAACAAGUGUACAAGCACCUCCAACACGAGUGAGUCUACGGGUAACGAUGUCAAGGCCAGGAAGCAGCAGAAUUCUCACGAAAAGACAUCAAAAUCUAACAACUCUGAAAACAAAAAAGUCUCUAUAAAAUGCUCACCUUGGAAACAUGGUUUUGUCCAUUUCUUAAGAAAAAAAAGGCAAGGUCAAGGUUACAGAGCUGGUAGUCAUAACAACAAUGACUCAAUUAACUCUAACUAUCACUCGUCCAACUCGGGGACGACUAACACACGGAACGGCCACACCCGCACCUCAUACAGCAAACCUCUUCUCACCGCCCAGGAGGAAAACAGUGCAGAUAUGGAAACGCAGUUCAACUCCUCUCCUCUUCCCACAUUUUCUGAUGCAUUAGAAGUGCGCUCGUCCCCUGUACCAGGGCACACCCCCACCCCCAGCACCACUAAAGUGUUUGACUUCACGGUGAUCACAUCGGAGUCGCCCCAGGCCAAGUCCUGCCUGCUGAGCUGGCGAGGCUGUCGUGAGUGUUUCUCUGACGACCAGCUGUCCGAGGACGGGGGCAGUGAAUGCACUUUUCGGUUUGAGCAGAGUGUUGACGUUGCUAUAAAAACCACUAUGGCAAUAAAGAGUGUCCAAGAUGCCAAAAAUUACUCCGCUUACAAGUAUGCUCACACGUGACGGAGAUACCUCACAGUCGCUGACUGGUCGGUACUACCAAGGACGCACCACUGACUGACCAGUAGACGAAUGACCCAAUAUUUGUUAACUGGUCAGUCAGCUCAGGACAAAAAGGAAAGAAGAGGACAACGUACUACUGACCAGUCAGUGGGACCCCUGAAAUUCUCCUAUAAGAGUCUGCCAGCACAGACUUUGUGGUGGUUAAACCAAAACAUAUAUGUGACACUGUUGUUGAUUGGUCAGUAACCCUAACCAUAUAUAUAACACUAUUGUUGAAUGGUCAGUUACAUUUCAUAUUUGCAGUGCAAUUUUGGUAGAAAAACAUGGUGUUGACACAACAUGAAAUAUACAAGGCCACCAUGUUGUCAGCAACAUGGCGGAACAGACGUUACUGUGAGAACAAGUGGUGUUAGAGUUAAUACAGAAACUGACAUAUGCAGCGAUAUUGAUUGACCUUGAGAUCUAUGACCUUGACCUUGUUAUUUUGAUUCAUCGUUCUUUCAUUCUGUAUAGAUACCCAUUUUAAUAGUUCAAUUGAGGUUGUAUAAUUGAAUGAAGGAGAUUUUAUGAAAAUUUGAAAAUGGUCCAUGCUCAUUGAAAAUCCCAUAUGUACUCAUUAUUGCUCAUUGUACAUGAAAUAUUUUUCAAUUUUUCCACAUAUUACUUGUCUGUGAUUAUUUGAAAGCAAACAAAUUGAGAUUUGAUUUAUUCCAGUAAUUUUUUCGCUCUAUAGAUGACCCCGGCCAGUUUAUGCAUUGUUUCUCCCUUGUUGAUGCCUAUUACUUGCCAGUGUAUGCAGAGGUGAUGAGAUUUCACUUUCACAGAUAAGAUCAGGAGCGUUAGUCUUCACUCCCAGAGGUCACCUUGUGGGUCAGUGCUCCGAAUGUUGGUUGGUGAUUGGCUGUUGCACUCCAUAGUUACAAACAGGACUGAUCAAUAUAUCCCAACGGGUAAUACAAAUAAGUCUUAUGAUAUAUCCUACCUUUAGCUUGUCCUUGUAAAGUCACCAACUUUGAAACAAAAACUUUCAUAUCAUUGUAGGGUGAUAAAAUACCCCAUUUCUGUUUCUCAAAACAUGUGACAGAGGGUUCAAUUUUUAUUUCUCUCAGGGGUUAAACUUAUACUUGCUUUCACGAUGGUGACUGGAUGUAAUUCAUGUUUCGCAAAAGGGUUACAGGUUACUGUACCCGUAAAGGGUAAAUUGAAUUCCUCAAGUACAGUCUGCCCAAAGGAGACUCGAGUGAUUAGUUUGUUCCUAACAAACUGAUGGUUGAAAGCUAGAUAGGUAGUAUCUAUUCGAAAGGUCAAUGAUCUUGAAUGACCAUCCACAGCACACCUCUUUUAAAAAGCAAUUGUAUCCAGGAACCAAUCAAAUGUUUAGGAAAAUGUGUAAUUCCUGCCUUCAGCUAAUCACAUAUCUUGAAAAGGGUGUUAUACCUCUGAUCUGCGACAGCCAAUCAGAUGUCUGGGAAUGCGGUUAAUAGUUGGAGUAUAACUUCUAAUUGGUUGAUAAGGUUUUUGUUUAAUAGGAAUAUUUACUGGCACAGAUCUGAUGGUCAAGGGCUCACACACAGUAUGGUCAAAGUUGAGGUGGUCAACUAAUCACAGGGUAGGGUCAAUGUUUUAAGGUCGUCAGCAGAGGUCCUGUUUAAAUUAUUCACCCCUGAAACUUCAUAAUGAACUAUUCCACCCUUUGAAUUGGAAGGGUUCAAAUGUGUUUUCAGGGGUGAAUGAGUUAUUAAAUGAAACGAUCUUGCAACAUGGUACAGUUGUUGCAGUAUUAUGAAAAAUAUAUAGUUGGGUUUUAUGAUUGAAAACAAACCUUUCUGGUGAAAUAGCUCAGAGUGAAGGAAAUUGUAUGAAAUUUGACCAUUGACUGACAACCAGUAUUUUGUUUUAAUAUCUAUCUUUUUUUAUAUGAGAUAAAAUAAUUACCAGUAUGUUACUAAAAGAUAACAUACCUCUUCCUCAAACUAUAUUGAGAUCAAUGUUUAAUAAAACAACAAUGAAAAAUAUAUGGUCUGGAAACUUCGUAAUACAGCCAGCGAGACAGUAUAAUAAGAGGUUUCGUAUAGGAAAAUGGAAACAUUGACUAACGGGAUAAAUAAGGCUUGUCUGUUCCUUCAAACAUUGCCCGCUGAUACAAGGUUUGACCACUGUCACAAGGGUUGACCGCUGACACAAGGUUUGACCUUUGUUACAAGGGUUGACCACUGAUGCAAGGUUUGACCUUUGUUACAAGGUUUGACCUUUGUUACAAGGUUUGACCACUGAUACAAGGUUUGACCUUUGUUACAAGGAUUGACCACUGAUACAAGUGUUGACAAUUGUUACAAGGGUUGAUCAUUGAUACAAGGUUUGACCUUUGUUACAAGGGUUGACCACUGUUACAAGUGUUGACCUUUGUUACAAGGAUUGACCACUGAUACAAGGGUUGACCACUGAUACAAGGUUUGACCUUUGUUACAAGGAUUGACCACUGAUACAAGGUUUGACCUUUGUUACAAGUGUUGACCACUGAUACAAGGUUUGACUUUUGUUACAAGGAUUGACCACUGUUACAUGGUUUGACCACUGAUACAAGGGUUGACCACUGAUACAAGGGUUGACCACUGAUACAAGUGUUGACCACUGAUACAAGUGUUGACCACUGAUACAAGGGUUGACCACUGUUACAAGGAUUGACCACUGAUACAAGGUUUGACCACUGAUGCCAGGGUUGACCACUGAUACAAGUGUUGACCACUCAUGCCAGUGUUGACCACUGAUACAAGUGUUGACAACUGAUCUUUGUCGCAAAGUUCUGACCUAACUUUUUAUAUUACCUCUCACACAGUUAUUCUAUUUUAUCUUUCUAAAACACAAUCCAGUUACCUCCCUUUACAAAGUGAAAUACUUCCCCAAACGAACAUUUUUGCUAUUUGUAUAACUUUUCAUUUGGAUGUGAUCCUACUUUUUUGUUGUUGCUAGGUAACGAUAUAAAAUAUUAAGUAUCUAAGUGACACGUAUUUUGAGAUUGAUUGAUAUAUAUAAAUGUGUAUAAUAUUGCGUAUUGAGUAUAUUACAAAUCAAAAACCAGGCGGAGCCAUUACACAUGUAUGUUAGUAGUAAGAAAUCUUUUAUGUACAAAAUUGUAAACUUUAUUUCUAUACUGCAUACCAUUCCAUAGUUACCAUAUAGUACCAUGUUACUCCUGUCGUUACACCUAGUAACCUUUCACUAAUUAUCACCAUCUCCAUGGCAACCAAUCUUGACCUUUCAACUUAAGACUGGAACCGGUAUGAUUUUGUAUCUUUGUUGAAGCGUUUGUGCUGUUAACAUGACGGUAUGGAAUGCAAUGUUGUUAUUUGCUAAUUAGUAUUACAAAUUCUUCCAGGAAUGAAAGUUGAGUAUAAAAUAACCUUUUAUGAUGAUAAUAGAAAGGUGACACCUGUUAAACUGAUUAUUGUAUAGACAAAUAAUGACAUUGAAAGACUUGGUUUGUGCCCUAAUAUCUUGGUUGUUGAGUAGCUGUUGAGACUGUUGUAAGUUCUAUUAUACAAGCUAAGCUACACUGGUGUUUAUAUUUGUUAUACAUUGUAUGUAUUUUGAUACGCAUUGAUUAAGACUGCGAUGUAGAGUUGUGGAUUGUUUUCACAAAAAAAAUUAUACACAAUUGUUUUUAGAUGCAUAAUUAUGAAAAUGAUUGCUAGAAAA
Messenger RNA from Mizuhopecten yessoensis (Yesso scallop), 7095 nucleotides. RefSeq lists its product as uncharacterized. Gene Ontology annotation, biological process: protein phosphorylation; intracellular signal transduction. Gene Ontology annotation, molecular function: protein serine/threonine kinase activity; ATP binding. Lineage: Eukaryota; Metazoa; Mollusca; Bivalvia; Pectinida; Pectinidae. The transcript has 14 exons. The record is from RefSeq and is a predicted model, not a curated record. Gene Ontology annotation, cellular component: cytoplasm. Bases 1 to 3399 code for a protein of 1132 amino acids.